AUGGCACAGACAGCUGUAGCGAAUCAAUCGACAUUGCUUCCUCUCGAGCUGGUGGAUAAAUGUAUCGGAUCGCGGAUACACAUUAUCAUGAAGAACGAUAAGGAGAUUGUGGGAACUUUGCUCGGAUUCGAUGACUUUGUCAACAUGCUACUCGAGGACGUGACGGAGUACGAAAACACACCGGAAGGACGGCGGAUAACUAAACUGGACCAGAUCUUGCUGAACGGUAACAACAUCACGAUGCUUGUACCCGGUUCCAGCGGUGACCUUCCAGAUGCAUCCUAA
Molecule: messenger RNA, 285 nt
Organism: Anopheles marshallii
Lineage: Eukaryota; Metazoa; Arthropoda; Insecta; Diptera; Culicidae
Product: U6 snRNA-associated Sm-like protein LSm5
Exons: 3
Coding region: 1-285 (94 amino acids)
Biological process (GO): mRNA splicing, via spliceosome
Cellular component (GO): Lsm1-7-Pat1 complex; U4/U6 x U5 tri-snRNP complex; U6 snRNP
Molecular function (GO): RNA binding
Source: RefSeq, a predicted model, not a curated record